This is a messenger RNA of Stegostoma tigrinum, 1979 nucleotides long. It is a transcript of the gene samd14, whose product is annotated as sterile alpha motif domain containing 14. Gene Ontology annotation, biological process: calcium-mediated signaling; actin filament organization; neuron projection development. Gene Ontology annotation, molecular function: actin filament binding. The record is from RefSeq and is a predicted model, not a curated record. Gene Ontology annotation, cellular component: dendrite; postsynaptic density; actin cytoskeleton. Bases 276 to 1607 code for a protein of 443 amino acids. NCBI's taxonomy places the organism in Eukaryota, Metazoa, Chordata, Chondrichthyes, Orectolobiformes, Stegostomatidae. The transcript has 10 exons.
GAUCAGGAUCUUCCGGGUGCUAACAGACCUCCUCCCAUCUGGACCCUGGACCCAUCCCAUUCUAGCUGUAUCGAAGCACGGAUCUCACUUCAAAUCAGCAGCUCCCAUGCUGAAGUGCUCUAGCCUGAAUGAAUCACAGACAUCUCUUGAAUUUUGCUGAUAGAAGGAAUCUAGCUGGAGGGGAAUCAUUAAGAGCUCUGCUAGCCCAUAGAGUACGGUUGCUGUGAGAUGCUGUGAUUAACAUGCCGUGAAUCUUCCACAGUCCCAGCUGCAACAUGUCUACCACAAAAGCAGGUGAUACGGAUGAGGUUUUUGAUUUUAAUGAAGUGAUACCAGAGACUGAAAGACUUGAUAGCAGCUUGCAGAAGGCUCGAGCCCAACUCUCUGUUAAGGCAAGACGGCAGCGGCCAUCCAGAUCUCGACUACGUGACAGCAUAAGUUCCACAGAGGGAGAUGACAGCCUGGAAAGAAAGAUUGCAGAUAGUUAUGGAAGUCCACUGCACAGUAUGAGAUCUCCUUUACAUUCCUCCUUGCGGGGCUCCUCUCCAUCUUCAGAAUCUGCUAUCUCUUCAGCAUCUCCCUCACAGCGAGCCUCAUCCUUCUCGUUUGAUGUUAACAUUGUGAGGAGGACACUUGAAGAAGGGGAGCAGGCAUCAAUGGUGAUGACCCGGUACCAGACUCUGACUGAUGCUUCCUCCCAGGAAGCACUGGGCUCGACACCUACUAGUUCCCCUUCCAAAUCCUGCCACAGUUCUGACACCUCCCCAGUUCACAUGAGGAGAGAGAGAAGAACAGAGAAGCACAGUGAAGGCUCAGGGGAGAGCAGAGAAACAAGUCCGGCAGAACCAGCAAGUCCCACAGUAGGCCUGGACAGAAAAACAAGGCGGAAAUUUUUGGACCUUGGGGUACAGUUAAGAAGAGCCUCCUCCUCAAAAGGAAGGAAAGCAGAGAAGACAGCUAAUAGACUGUCUACUGGUAGCAGGGAGUCUUUUGAAAGUCCAGUCAGUAUCUUGGCCUCUGCCAAGUCUGCAGUGCCACAGUUUGUGCCUUUCACAUGGUUCAUGGACAGCAGCAAAGGAUCAACGUCCUCAAGUGGUACAAUGUCACCCACCUCCUCGUCAAGAGUGUCCUCCCAAGGACUGGUCCCGAGAAAGUCUGCUUCCCAGGAAUCCACACUGAGUGAAGACACCAGCCCACGAAGUGCAAGCCCCAGAAUUUUUAGUAGUUCGGCUGCUGAAUCAAGAGCUACACCUACCCACACUUUCUCUCUGUCCUCGGAUGAAUUUCUAGAUGAAGGACAGCCUUAUUGCCUUGUUUCUACCUGGACAACUCAGCAAGUCUGCCAGUGGCUAACUGAGUUGAACAUGGACCAUUAUGUAUCAGACUUCACCGCUGGCAAUGUUAAUGGUGAACAAUUAUUGCACUUGGAUGGAAGCAAGCUGAAGGCUUUGGGAGUUAUCAACUCACAGGAUCGAGCGACUAUCAAAAGGAAAAUUAAAGACAUGAACACAGCAGUUGAGAAAGAAAGAAAAGCUUUGGAGAAGCUGGAAAAAAAGAAAGAGAAGCAGAAGAGAAAGGAACAGGAACAAUUGCAGAAAAAGAGUUAAGCUGGGCAGAAUGACGAGGUGUAAACACACCUAAACAUUUGUUUCCAGUUCUUCAGAUUUUAAAACAUGAGCAACAAGAAGAAGUGCAAGGAGUCAAUGGAAUAAACAAGACAUUGUGUGGCAGAUCGGUUUGUGGGAUUUGUGAAUGUGAAGUGCAGCUGUACUUCACACUUGGACAGUUCAGGUCUGUACUGACAACCUGUAGCAUUAAAAACAAGUAAUAUUUCACUAGGCAGGCAGAAUUCUCCUUGGUGGAUUAUCACUGAAAAUUGUGCUGCGUUUCCUCAAUAAUGAACACAUCCUCGCUCAGAUACAAAUAAAAAACAUUCUGUCAGGAUAAUAUACAUUAAGAAAAACAGAAUUAGACUUACC